Entrophospora candida is the source of this 406-nucleotide messenger RNA. The record is from the annotation of a GenBank genome assembly. Lineage: Eukaryota; Fungi; Glomeromycota; Glomeromycetes; Entrophosporales; Entrophosporaceae.
UCGGUUUCAUAUAAAGAAAUUUUCGAUACUGAUUGUACUUAUGAAGAAUGGACCGAAUAUUGCAAUAUGCCACAAGUUCGUGCAGGCGAAACUCCGGGUGAAUGGAAGGAACGAAUUUGGACACGCUUAAUAUAUUUUCAGGAUAACAAUCUUAUGCCAAAUUUAAUUGAUAAAUUACCUCCCUCGCUGGUGGAUGAAGCUUGGAUACGUCUUACUUCCAGAAAGCAAAAUCCAAUGACAGAAGAUAAAGUCAGUAGCGUUAACCCUGAUGUUGAGUCAUUUUUAGCAGAGCUAGUAAGGCUAAAGCAUGAAAAAGAAGUUGGAGUUUUAUAUCGACAAUUACUUAAAUAUAAUCGAGAUAUAUUUGGAGAAUUCAUGCUGAAAUUGGAUAGGGAAUACAAAGAGC